Messenger RNA from Solanum lycopersicum (tomato), 2559 nucleotides. RefSeq lists its product as uncharacterized. Lineage: Eukaryota; Viridiplantae; Streptophyta; Magnoliopsida; Solanales; Solanaceae. The record is from RefSeq and is a predicted model, not a curated record.
AUGAAGGAUGGAAAAGACAGACGAAAGAACAAAGAUGGUAAUUCUAAAGGUUGUUGGACUUGUGGUGGUCCUCAUUUAGCCAAGUCUUGUCCGAACCAACAAAAUGUAAAUGCUUUGCCUGAUGGAAAUAUGAAUCAAAAGGAGGAGGAUGAGCAAAUCGUGGCUGCAAUGGCAAACCCAUUGGGAUUGUCCUUCAACCAUAUUACAGGGAUUAAUAAUAUUGGAGAAAUGUCUAGGGUCACUCAUACGUUUGUAGAUGUGAGAAUGCCUACAAAAUUGGAGGUGAAGUUUACUAAAAGCCCUUCCUACUUCAAAACAAUCAAUGCUAAGGCACAUGCCAUUGUGGGUAUGGCUUAUGGUGUGUCUAUGUCGACUGGAAGUUGGGUAGGAAAACAUAAUUUAAUUUUGAUGCCGCUUGGUGAAUUUGAAAUCAUACUUGGGAUUGAUUUUCUAAGAAAAUUCCAGUUUGUUCCGUUUCCUCACUUAGAUGGAGUGAUAGUCAUGAAUGGAAACAAUGUUGGAUUUAUCAAAGGAGUUCAUCCAUUUGGGAACAUUAAUAAAGUUGCAAAGAAGAAAGACAAGGGAAUGAUCUUGUCUGCUAUGUCAAUCGACAAAGGGCUGAAGAAAGGUGAUGACACUAUACUUGUUGCCUUGGUCGAAGUGAAAUGUGAUGUUACGAUGGAAGUGCCUGAUUGUGUUGCUGAAUUGCUUAAACAGUAUGCUGAUGUUAAGCCGCCUGAAUUACCAAAGAAAUUACCACCAAGGAGGGCUAUUGAUCAUAAAAUUGAGUUGUUGGCUUGUACGGUUGCUCCUGCACAGGCUCCUUAUCGUAUGGCUCCUAAGGAAUUGGUUAAAUUACACAAACAAUUGAACGAGUUAUUGGAUGCUAGAUUGAUUCAGCCAUCUAAGGCUCCAUAUGGUGUUCCUAUUUUAUUUCAAAAUAAACAAGAUGGGACGAUGCAAAUGUGUUUAGAUUACAGGGCGCUGAACAAGGCAACUAUAAAGAACAAGUAUCCGGUUCCAUUGGUGCAUGAUUUGACGGACACGUUGAGUAAGGCAUGCUGGUUCACAAAACUUGAUCUCAGAGAGGGUUAUUGGCAGGUUAGGAUAGUAGAGGGUGAUGAACCAAAAACAACAUCUGUAACUAGAUAUGGUUCAUAUGAAUUCCUUGUAAUGCCAUUUAGGCUGACUAAUGCUCCGGCAACGUUUUGCAACUUAAUGAAUAAUGUAUUGUUUGACUAUGUUGAUGACAUUGUUGUUGUCUAUAUAGAUGAUAUUUUCAUUUAUAGUCGAACAUUAGAGGAACAUAUUAAUCACUUAAGUUUGGUUUUGUCUCAGUUGAGAAAAUACACACUUUAUGUUAAGAUUGAAAAGUGUGAAUUUGAUCAAGAAGAGAUAAAAUUCUUUGGGCAUCUUGUUACUAAAAACCAAGUUCGAAUGGACCCUAAGAAAGUCCAGGACAUUGUUGAUUGGCAGGCACCUCGUCAUGUGAAGGGUUUGAGGUCGUUUCAUGUCUUGGCUAACUAUUACAGAAAAUUCAUUGCUGCUUACUCAAAAAGGGUAGCGGCUUUGACAGAUUUGUUGAAGAAGGAUAUAAAGUGGAAUGCUAUUGCAUCUGAACCUAUACUCAAAUUUCCUGAUUUUGUGUUACCAUUUGAAGUGCACACUGAUGCGUCACACAAGGAAAUUGGUGGCAUAUUAGUGCAGGAAGGUCAUCCAGUGGCCUUUAAAAGUAGAAAAUUGAAUAAUGAUGAACAGCUAUACUCAACACAUGAAAAAGAAAUGGUUGCGGUGAUACACUGUUUGCAGAAUCAGGUUGUGUUUGCAAAUGAUUCAUUAUAUGUUAAAUGGAUGGGUCAAGUGCAAGAUGGCACAAUGAGACGGUAUUGGAUCAAGGACGAUCUGCUCUAUCUUAAAGGGGAGAGAAUCGUUGUACCAAAUCAGGCGGUUGCUGCUGAUUUGUUCUACAACUUUGUGGUUAAGUAUUUUGGUAUUCCGGCUUACAUUGUGAGUGAUAGAGAUACAAGGUUCACUGGAAGACAGCCUAUCACACCACUAGAUGUUGCCAAAUCUAAAAAUCAGGGAAAGUGUCUAGCAGCAUACAGGGUUGCAAGGGAUAGACUUGAAAUGUUAUCUGAGGCACAGGAUAGCUUGCGCAAGGCUCAGCGGCGCAUGAAGAAGUAUGCUGAUCAACAUCGUCGCUCAGUUGAGUUCAAUGUGGGUGACAAGAUGAUCCGGACAGAAACAGGUCAAACAGGGCUCCUCCAUCAGUACCUACAUAGUAUGAUGCUGAAAUUGAGAAGAUCCUUGAUCACCGGGUUUUGGUCACAACGAAUUGGUGGCCGCUCAGUUAGUGAUGAUGCAAUGGAGGCUUUCGCAGAAUGUUAUCCACUGAGGGAUAGUGCUGCCUAUCAGUACAAGACUAGUCCGGCAUUUUCUGAGACUGUGGACGAUGAUGAUCUCACAUCUGAUGACGAAAUGAAUGAGGAGGAGAAAAAUGACGCUUUGGAUGAGGCGAAUGCCUUAAUGAUGUUCGACCAUGGCGACGACGAGCAUUAG